Molecule: messenger RNA, 2208 nt
Organism: Odocoileus virginianus texanus
Lineage: Eukaryota; Metazoa; Chordata; Mammalia; Artiodactyla; Cervidae
Gene: MTHFD2
Product: methylenetetrahydrofolate dehydrogenase (NADP+ dependent) 2, methenyltetrahydrofolate cyclohydrolase
Biological process (GO): tetrahydrofolate interconversion
Cellular component (GO): mitochondrion
Molecular function (GO): methenyltetrahydrofolate cyclohydrolase activity; methylenetetrahydrofolate dehydrogenase (NADP+) activity; methylenetetrahydrofolate dehydrogenase (NAD+) activity
Source: RefSeq, a predicted model, not a curated record
CGGCAGGAGGCGAGGCCUGCCACGCUGCAGCGGUGUAACCGUGCGGCCAGCGCGCGUAUCUUUCCCCGCGCUGACGAUGUCUGCAGCGUCCUUUAUAACCACUUUGGUCACCCGACUGCUCCGGUCCGCGCAGAGUGGCCGCCUCCAUCAACGCUCUUUCCACCUCUCGGCAGUGCGAAAUGAAGCUGUUGUCAUUUCUGGAAGGAAACUUGCUGAGCAGAUCAAGCAGGAAGUGCGGCAGGAGGUGGACGAGUGGGUGGCGUCUGGCAACAAACGGCCACACCUGAGCGUGGUUCUGGUUGGAGAGAAUCCUGCAAGUCAGUCCUAUGUCCUCAACAAAACCAGAGCAGCUGCCAGCGUGGGAAUCAACAGUGAGACCAUUGUGAAACCAGCUUCAAUUUCAGAGGAAGAACUGUUGAAUUUAAUCAAUAAACUAAAUAAUGAUGAUAAUGUAGACGGCCUCCUUGUUCAGCUGCCUCUUCCAGAGCACAUUGAUGAGAGAAAGGUCUGCAAUGCUGUUUCUCCAGACAGAGAUGUUGAUGGCUUUCAUGUAAUUAAUGUAGGACGAAUGUGUUUGGACCAGUGUUCCAUGUUACCAGCUACUCCAUGGGGUGUGUGGGAAAUAAUUAAGCGAACUGGCAUUCCAACCCUAGGGAAGAAUGUGGUUGUGGCCGGAAGGUCAAAAAAUGUUGGAAUGCCCAUUGCAAUGUUACUGCACACAGAUGGGGCACAUGAACGGCCCGGAGGCGAUGCCACUGUCACAAUAUCUCAUCGGUACACUCCUAAGGAGGAGCUAAAGAAACAUACAGCUCUUGCAGAUAUUGUGAUCUCCGCUGCAGGUAUUCCAAAUCUGAUCACAGCAGAUAUGAUCAAGGAAGGAGCAGCUGUCAUUGAUGUGGGAAUAAAUAGAAUUCAAGAUCCCAUAACUGCUAAACCCAAGUUGGUUGGAGAUGUGGAUUUUGAAGGAGUCAAGAAGAAAGCAGGUUAUAUCACUCCAGUACCUGGGGGUGUUGGUCCCAUGACAGUGGCAAUGCUGAUGAAGAAUACUAUUAUUGCUGCAAAAAAAGUGCUGAGGCUCGAAGAACGGGAAGUACUGAAGUCUAAAGAACUUGGAGUAGCAAGUAAUUAACUAUUGUGUCUUCUGUGUCAUGAACAGCACUCCAAGCCAGUUCAAGAGGAAAACCAGGUCAAUAGAAAUGCAAUAUUUUUUCUUUACUUACAUGGCUUUAAACAACGCUUUGUAUUUAUUGUAAGCUUAAAUGAGUGGCUGUUUGCACACAUAGCUCUGCAGUAACCUACCAGGGAGCAUGCCGCUAUCGUGCUGGGUCAUGCGAUCCAACCAAGAGAAGCAUUAACCUAGAGAUUAACAGGGAGGACCCUGUCACACUGAGAAUGGCUGCUUAACUUUGUCAGGCUGCUUCAGUUAAAAUUUGUCUUCUUUAGAAAGGCAGCUAUGCUCACCAUUAUACCACCAGUGCUGCCCAAACUUGUCUUUUCUGUGAUUACAUUUCCCAAGUGCCAUUCCAAUAAUGAGUUGAUGCUCACUUUAGGUUCCAAACCUUUUGAGUUCAACUGGUCAAACCAAAGGAAAAAUGUUGCUAGAGAAAAUUAGGGAAAAGUUAAAAAAGAAAGAAAUGAUGGUAAUUGAGUAGAAAAAAUUUACCCUAAUUUAUAUAUGUACUGAUGAUAAACAGAAGGAAAACUGCAUGUUAAUAGUCUCCUAAGCUACCAUUUUGUGAUUCAGUGAUUGGGAAAAUGUUUGGGGUUUUCCCAUUUGCUAUUAGCCCUUGUUUUAUGUUCAUUACCACUUGGGGUCUCCCCAUUUUACUUUUCUAGGAUUGAAAGGCUUAUUUGAUAAAUUAUUCAUGUGUGUUGUCAUAUUUGACUUUUCCUAUAUCCUCAAACUUCAUUGUCAAAUUUUUAUAUUGUUGGAGGCGUCUGUAUGGUUUCUUUAGUGUGUCUUGAAACCUAUUUUUUGAAAACAUAACUUGGGCUUGAUAAUCAUUAGGGCAGCUAUAUAUAAGUAUGCAACUUACUUUGCCACCAAAGAACUGUCAACAGCUGCCGGCUUUUCUCCGCUGCACCUGUUGGCUUUCCUUGAUUGAUUUUUGAGAGUGAGAGUUAAUACUGAAUUUAAUCAGACUUUAUUAAGGGACUUUUUUGCAUCAUUUUAAUUUUUUAAAUAAAACACUUCUGACUGAUAUGGAA